UUUCUCUAACCCUAACCCUCUACAGUUGUCUGUCUCUCUGUCAGAUAGGAUCUGUGUGACUCAGAGAAGGCUGUUAGCAGUGUGACUGGUGGAUCAGGGUAUGUUGUAGUUAGUGACUGGGUAGUUGACGUGGAGGGGAUUCCCACUCUGUGUUCUGCUGUCACCUGGACUGCAGCUCAAAGUACUACCUACAGGAGUUUGAAGUGCAGGUGGAGUUGCAGCUUUGUCGGGUUCUGCUUUUUGAAUCAUAAAAGCAAAGUUUACUACCUUACUGAAGCUGACCUCUACCUGCACCUCAUCAGACUGACUCACCUGGAGAGGCAACCUACCUGGUGGAACUAGAGUUCCUCUCCUGUCCUGAUGUGGGAGUGGCAGCUUUGGGUACAGAAUUAAUGUGUGUGUUUGUUUGUGAGCUGUGUGUUUGAUUGAGUGUAUAAGAGUAUGAAUUUGAACGUCUCUGGUCUGUGGGAGGAGCUUCCUGUUAACUCCUCCGUGUGGUGUCCCUAUGAUGUGAUUGGUUGGGAGCCACAAAUGGAGCAGCUGUACUUUUGGUUCUACCUGCUGCUCUUCAUCCCUGGUCUCUGCCUCAACACCACGGCUCUCUGGGUGCUAUGUAGACACAUCAGUAAGAAGACCAAGGCAGUGAUCUUCAUGGUGAACCUGGCACUAGCUGACCUACUCCAUGUCAUGUCUUUGCCUCUGAGGAUCCACUACUACCUGACACACACCUGGCCCUUUGGACAAACACUGUGUCUGUUCUGUUUCUACCUCAAAUACCUCAACAUGUACGCUUCCAUCACCUUCCUGGUGUGUAUCAGUGUCCAGAGGUGUGUGUUUUUGCUACAGCCCUUCUAUGCCAGGCGGUGGAGACGGCGUUAUGACCUGUUGAUCAGCGCCACCGUGUGGCUGGUGGUGGGAAUAGGUUGUUCCCCUUUUAUUAUCAUGAGGAUCAGCAACAGCACUGUACCCAGUCAAUACACCCCUAGCCCCAGUACCAGUCUUAUACCCAGCUCUAACCCCAGCCAUUACACUGGUAGUCCUAUUCAAUACUCCACAACCUCCACCUUACCUUACACAAGCUCCAGCCCCACCGGCUGUUUUAAGGACCUGCCCACCAGGAAACUACCACUCCCCCUUGUGGCAGCCAUGAUGGUGCUUGCGGAGCUGUUUGGGUUUGUGUUACCGCUCAGUGCCAUCAGUUACUGCUCUCUCCGGAUCGCUCACUCACUGAGACAGAGACAGGACAGAGAGCACCACCACAACCACCGCUGCCCCUCGACCAGCCAGGCCCAACCCUCAACCCAGACAGACAGAGAGCACCACCACAACCACCGCUGCCCCUCGACCAGCCAGGCCCAACCCUCAACCCAGACAGACAGAGAGCACCACCACAACCACCGCUGCCCCUUGACCAGCCAGGCCCAACCCUCAGCCCGGAUUAACAGGCAGAUGGACAAAGAUAAGCGUCGCGCCCUGAGGAUGGUUAUGAGCUGCUCGGCUCUAUUCUUGUUCUGUUUCGCUCCGUACCACAUCAAUUUCCUGUUGUACGUGAUGGUGUCUCAGGAUAUAGUGUCCCACUGCCCCACGAUGCUGGUGGUGCGUCAUUUCCACCCUGUUUCGCUGUGUGUAGCCAGUCUUUCCUGCUGUCUGAACCCUUUGUUAUAUUACUUCCUCACUGCAGAGUUCAGACAGCACCUCUCCCAACGCACCUCCUCCCUCUCCUCCUCCAUUAGAGGCCGGCUCAUGAGCCUGGAAAGCACCUCCUCUUUUAGGGAGUAACAACUCCUGUAGGGAGCACUUUGUCUCCUCCUCCUCUCCUCAAUCAAUCAAAUAUAUUUACAAAGCCCUUUUUACAUCAGCUGACGUCACAAAGUGCUGUACAGAAACCCAGCCUAAAACCCCAAACAGCAAGCAAUGCAGGUGUAGAAGCACGGUGGCUAGGAAAAACUCCCUAGAAAGACCAGAACAUAGGAAGAAACCUAGAGAGGAACCAGGCUAUGUGGGGGGGCCAGUCCGUUUCUGGCAGUGCAGGGUAGAGAUUAUAACAGUACAUGGCCAAGGUGUUCAAAUGUUCAUAAAUGACCAGCAUGGUCAAAUAAUAAUAAUCACAGUAAUUGUCGAGGGUGCAACAGGUCAGUCCCUCAGGA
Oncorhynchus mykiss (rainbow trout) is the source of this 2147-nucleotide messenger RNA. It is a transcript of the gene p2ry10, whose product is annotated as P2Y receptor family member 10. Gene Ontology annotation, molecular function: G protein-coupled receptor activity. The record is from RefSeq and is a predicted model, not a curated record. Gene Ontology annotation, cellular component: plasma membrane. Gene Ontology annotation, biological process: positive regulation of Rho protein signal transduction; phospholipase C-activating G protein-coupled receptor signaling pathway. NCBI's taxonomy places the organism in Eukaryota, Metazoa, Chordata, Actinopteri, Salmoniformes, Salmonidae.